Messenger RNA from Zootoca vivipara (common lizard), 800 nucleotides. RefSeq names its product transmembrane protein 207 (gene TMEM207). The record is from RefSeq and is a predicted model, not a curated record. Lineage: Eukaryota; Metazoa; Chordata; Lepidosauria; Squamata; Lacertidae.
GCACAAGGAGCUGGGAAGCAUUCCGGAUCAAACUCAGGAGAACCUCAGGUUAAGAACUGAGAUCUGAGAAGCUUUCACGAAGGUUGACCAUGAGGAAUCUUCCAUUUGGGCUGGACUUCCUUCUGGUCUUGCAAACCGGAGAGAUCUGCUUGGCACUCGCCCAGGGAAUCUUGUAUGUCGAGGCAUCGGGUUCAGAAGCAGAGUGUGAAUCUGCUGACAGGUGUGAUGUUUAUGAAGAGCAGAGUCUGAUUGCCUGGUAUAUCUGGUUCUCCGUCUCCCUUUUCUUGGCUGCGAUCCUCCUGUGCAUUGCUGCCUGCUGCCUGCAGCACUGGCUGAAACGACGGAGGCUCUUCUCCUCUCAGCAGACAGUCGCCGUGUUUGCCCUCAGCGACGCCGAUUCAGGACACAAGAGUGACGGUAGGCUGAGGACUGUGCCCCCAAUCCACCCUCACCCCCAGUGGAGCUCCUCCGAUUUCAUCUUUGAUACAGUGGCGAGGAAUGAGCCACCUCCGUCCUACGAGGAGAUUGUGAAGCCAGGGACCACCCAGAGGUGCUGCUCAGCUUCCAGGCUGAGGGGUGACAUGACCGCAGACCCACUUUCAUGGGGAGAGGACUCAGAGUCCUAGCUAGAGGGCUGGGCUGGGACAUAGGCAGCCCUUCCCUUGGUUAGGAAGCUCAUGGGGCCACCAUGGCCAGGCCACUCUGCCUCAGCUUUACCUACCUCACAGGGUUGUUGUGAGGCUGAAACGUUGCUUCAAGCUAUGUGGAAAGGGGAAAGUGUGCGCAAUGAAUAAAGAAAU